Messenger RNA from Cyclocybe aegerita, 1056 nucleotides. The record is from the annotation of a GenBank genome assembly. Lineage: Eukaryota; Fungi; Basidiomycota; Agaricomycetes; Agaricales; Hemipholiotaceae.
AUGCUCUCGGCAACUUUGACAGUCCUUGCCACCUUCCUGGCUGGCAUACCUCAGCCUGCAGGGGCCCAGUCCCAGCUUCCUCUAGGUGUCAUUGCGACGGGAAACAUGGGCCCGACCAACCCCCCAGCUCCAACACUUGGAACAGCCAUUAAUCAGACGAGCAUGGCGAGACUUUUGUCCCUCAACUCCGUUGAUGACUUCUGCCUUUUCGCACCACCCUCUCCUCAAGACAUCGCCAAUUCAGAGACGUUCGAGGUCGCUUGGUGCACACAGCAGCGCAACAAUGCACGUCUCAUCCCUGAUGGCACAAUUACAGGUGUUUCUUUCCUCAAGACAGACUUCUACGUUCAGAUCAUGGGCUACGGUGACUUGACGAAGCUGAACAUCCCCGCGGGCGACUUUGGAGGUGAACUGGAUCCCCACGGUGCCUACGGCGACGGAAACCCCGUCGGUGGUAAUGUCACCUCCAACAUCACAGGCAAUGACCAGAAUUAUGCCGAAUGGAUGCUCUACAUUGAUUACAACCAAUUCUGUCUUCGUGUCUGCACGAACGCCAACUCGACGUACAGCGCGGCGGACAUGUGUUGGCACGAGCUUGAUGAAAUGGGUUGUCUGUUUGUCAUGCCCGGGAACUACAACGUUAACGGGACCUUAUCCACCCGGCUGGUAUCCGACCGCCACCGUGAACGGCACCCCGUCUUCUCCACCUUCGCCCAGCGCUUCACUGGCACCCUCACUGGCGGCAGCGUAUACACCGUCGGCGACCUCUCCACGCCUUCCGCGCCUUACUUCACACCCUCUUCCAGCAACUGUGUCACAACGUCCACCAUAUCCAACGGGGUCGCACUCGCCAGCCUCGGCAUCACUGCCGCUCCGUCCGGUCCUACUGGCGCUGGGUCGUCCGGUGCCAGUGGGACGGCAAAGGCGCCCUCGGAGACGGGUAAGGGAAGUGCGAACUCUGCGAAGAACGCGAGGAUGAGCGAUGGGGGUGUUGAGGCGGUUGUGGGAGUCCUGGCGACGCUCUCGGGACUAGGGGCUGUCGUGCUCUUUGCUUGA